GUGAUUACAAUGAAUACAAUACAAUACAAUACAAUACAAUGAUAUGAUAUUUUGAUAUCAAAUCAAAUGUAGUUAUGAUUUGCACUAAUUUUGAAACAUUAAGACAACAAUCAAGUGAUAGUGAAUGCAAUCGCCGACAGACCAGUUUGUGACCAGCGGUGCGAUGGCCCGAGUGAUGGCCAAUGCAAUGCCGCAAACAAUGCAUUCAAUGAUAUCUCCCGGUUUGCAAUCACUUUAUGAUCAUUGCUUAAGAGUAUAUCCAACACAAUCUAAUCCAUUGCAAGUGACAGCUGUUCUCAAGUAUUGGUUGGGUGGACCCGAUCCUCUCGAUUACAUUUCAAUGUACUCUAAUCCAGGCGAUGCAGAUCAAGAUAUUCCUCCACAUUGGCAUUACAUCAGCUUUGGAUUAAGUGAUCUUCACGGAGACGGAAGAGUUCACGAGAUAACUGAUUUGCAAACUCCGAGUGGUUUUGGUUUUGAAUUGACAUUUCGUCUGAAGAGAGAGCCAGAAGAGAUGAGUCCUCCCACGUGGCCGGCGGCUGUAAUGCAAGCAUUGGCCAAAUAUGUAUUUCAAUCAUCAAACCUGUUAUGUGCUGGUGAUCACGUCUCGUGGCACUGUCCUCUAGAUAACAGUGAAUCGCGGAUUCAACACAUGCUUAUGUCAGAAGAUCCACAAUUAGGUCAAGUGAUGACUUGUUUCGGUUCCGUUACUUUCAUACAAAUAGUUGGCGUUUGUUUAGAGGAAUUAAAAGCGGCGCAGAAAUGGAACGGUCCCGGAGUUAUUGACUUACUUCGAUCACAUCCCAGAGCUGGUGGACAUUGGUUAGUGACUGAUAUGCGCAGAGGAGAAACCAUCUUUGAAUUAGAUCCACAACUUAAAGAAGCUGUCGAUGACGGUAUUGCUACUCAAGGAUCUAAUUUAAGUGGAGUCAGUGCUCGUUGUUCUUGGACUCAACAAUCUGUGUCUACAAAUAAUAAUGAAGAGAGCAAUGAUGACUCUGAUGCCAAAGACAUCGAUAACAAUAAAGUAACUAUUGGUGAAAAUGAAAACAAUGAUUGUUUUGUUAGAGAAGACAAAUAUAGCCAAAGUAGGAAUAGUUGUAGUUCUGCAAUGUCUGUAUCUCAUGACCAACAAAAUCAAAGCAACUCUCGUAUGUCAUUUGCCAGUGAAACGGGUGCUCCAGAACCGGGAGAACUAAUCCAAACUAAAUAUUUAAAGCGUCUAAAUCUGAAGUUUAAUUUAGAGGCCGGACUACUAUUACCACUAGCAUUAAGAGGCCGUCUCAAACAUGACCGACACUUUACAUUCAAGAGUAUUAUCGGUGACUUAGCCAUCACUUUUGUCACUCCAGCGGUCUCGGGAUCAUUUGUGUCAAUUACACAGCCAUAUGCUAUACACGGCCCAUGGCUUCAAGUGCUUAUACCUAAUGACUAUAUUGAUAGAAUGUUAGCUGAUUUGAAUCAAUUAGAUGAUUACCAAAAUGACAAUCAAGAUAAUUUGCCAAAAAAAUAUGAUUGGCCAGAAAAAGGACUAUCGAUUGAAUUGAUGCCUGAAGAUAAUUAAUUACAAAUAACUGCAAUUUAAAAUGUUAUUUAAAUGUUAUUUACAAUUUUGAAAUAAUUAUUUUAUAUAUA
Messenger RNA from Oppia nitens, 1635 nucleotides. It is a transcript of the gene Su(fu), whose product is annotated as suppressor of fused homolog. Gene Ontology annotation, cellular component: nucleus; cytoplasm. Gene Ontology annotation, molecular function: transcription factor binding. The transcript is spliced from 5 exons. The coding region runs from base 125 to 1564 and encodes 479 amino acids. NCBI's taxonomy places the organism in Eukaryota, Metazoa, Arthropoda, Arachnida, Sarcoptiformes, Oppiidae. The record is from RefSeq and is a predicted model, not a curated record.